Molecule: messenger RNA, 363 nt
Organism: Oncorhynchus masou masou (cherry salmon)
Lineage: Eukaryota; Metazoa; Chordata; Actinopteri; Salmoniformes; Salmonidae
Product: inactive phospholipase C-like protein 1
Exons: 2
Source: RefSeq, a predicted model, not a curated record
GAUCCUUCAGUGCACAAGGUGGCCGGCGGGCGCAAGAAAACUGUGUCCUUCAGUAGCAUCCCCUCAGAGAAGAAGGUGAGCAGCGCUGCCGACUGCCUGGCCUUCAUGCAGGGGGGCUGUGAGCUGAAGAAGGUGCGUCCCAACUCCCGGGUCUACAGUCGUUUCUACACCCUGGACCAGGACCUCAGCUGCCUGCGCUGGGAGCCCUCUAAGAAGGACGGGGAGCGUGCCCGCCUGGACAUGGUCACUAUCAGGGAGGUUAGGACAGGGAAGAGCACUGAGACCUUCCUGCAUAACGGACCUGCUGCAGAACACCUGGCUGAGGAGGCAGCCUUCUCUAUCAUCCAUGGGGAUGACUACCAG